AUGACCGCCCUCACCUCGUCAUUGCCAGAUCGACCAGCCGUCGGCCCGCCGCCACCGCCGCCUCCCGCGCUGCAACCGUCGGCCUCCUCGUCAUCCCUCAGACCAGGACCGCCACCUCCUCCGCCAGUGCCUUCCGCUUCCGCCCACUCGACGUCGGGCGACCCGGCCGAUGCGGCGGCAGAAGAGGCCAAGCGAGCCAAAAAGGCCCGCCUCGAGGAGUGGAGAAAGAAGCAGGCCGCCAAAAAGGCCCUCGAGGAGGCAAAGGCGCGCGCCCAGUCCAUCGCCGGCAUCGCCGCACCCACGCCGCCCCGCGCCUCGGACGGCCCCACGACGAUCAACGCAAAGGGCCUGCGCGGCCUCUCGCUCCGCCCCAACUUCAACAAGAGCAAGCUCGGCUCCGCCUCGGCCAUGGACGACACGGCAGAGCAGCCCGCCAAGCCUCAGCUCAAGCGCUUCACGCUGCCGCCCGUCGACCCGCUACUCAAGCCGGGCGCCGGCGGCAAGGUCGGCACCGGCUCCGACCUCGAGGGCGGCGACAGCGAUGACGACGACGACGACGACCAGCAGCAGGAUCCCCUCGCCGCCCUCGUCAAGCCGAGCAACGCCAUGGACGUCGACGGCGACGACGACGACGAAGAAGAGGACCCGCUCGACGCAUUCAUGAACACGGUCAAGACCGAGGUCAAGCAGGUCGACGAUGAGGACCGCAAGCGCCUCGGCAAGCCCGGAACGAGCAAGCCGCAGGUGCAGGUGCUGGGCGCCGACGAGAGCGACGGCGAGAACGGCGCCGAGGGCGAGGCGGAAAGGGACGAGCUGGAUCAGGUCGGCAUGGCGGCCGAGGACCUCAUCGCCAUCGCCGCCAAAAAGGUCAAGAAAAAGGAUCUGCCCACCGUCGACCACGCCAAGGUGGACUACGAGCCCUUCCGCAAGGUCUUUUACCACCCGCCCGCCGAAAUCGAGGAGAUGACCGAGGACCAGGCCGAGCUGCUCCGCAUCGAGCUCGACGCCAUCUCGGUGCGCGGCAAAGACUGUCCCAAGCCGCUCACCAAGUGGUCGCACUGCGGCCUGCCCGCCAGCUGCCUCGAUGUCAUCCGUCGGCUGGGCUACACGGCGCCGACGUCGAUCCAGAGCCAGGCGAUCCCGGCCAUCAUGUCGGGCCGCGACAUCAUCGGCGUCGCCAAGACCGGCUCCGGCAAGACGAUGGCCUUCCUGCUGCCCAUGUUCCGCCACAUCAAGGACCAGCGCCCCGUCGAGUCGUCCGAGGGCCCCAUUGGCAUCGUAAUGACGCCGACGCGCGAGCUGGCGGUGCAGAUCUACCGCGAGAGCAAGCCGUUCCUCAAGGCGCUCGGCCUGCGCGCCGCGUGCGUCUACGGCGGCGCGCCCAUCUCGGAGCAGAUCGCCGAGAUGAAGAAGACGGCCGAGAUUGUCGUCGCCACGCCCGGCCGGCUGAUUGACCUGCUCACCGCCAACUCGGGCCGCGUGACCAACCUGCGCCGUGUCACCUACCUCGUCCUCGACGAGGCCGACCGCAUGUUUGACAUGGGCUUUGAGCCGCAGGUCAUGAAGAUUGUCAACAACAUCCGCCCGGACCGGCAGACGGUGCUCUUCUCGGCCACGUUCCCCAAGCAGAUGGAGAGCCUGGCGCGCAAGGUGCUGCGCAACAAGCCCCUCGAGAUUGUCGUCGGCGGCCGCAGCGUCGUGGCGGCCGAGAUUGAGCAGAUUGUCGAGGUGCGCGACGAGGCCACCAAGUUCAACCGCCUGCUCGAGAUCCUCGGCGACGUCUACAACCAGGACAAGGACGCACGCACCCUCAUCUUUGUCGAGCGCCAGGAGGCUGCCGACGACCUGCUCAAGGACCUCAUCCAAAAGGGCUACGUCACCAUGUCGCUCCACGGCGGCAAGGACCAGGUGGACCGCGACGAGACCAUCUCGGACUUCAAGGCGGGCAACGUGCCCAUCGUGACGGCGACGUCGGUCGCCGCCCGCGGCCUCGACGUCAAGCAGCUCAAGCUCGUCAUCAACUACGACGUGCCCAACCACCUCGAGGACUACGUGCACCGCGCCGGCAGGACGGGCCGUGCGGGCAACAAGGGCACCUGCAUCACGUUCAUUACGCCGCAGCAGGACCGGUACGCCAAGGACAUCAUCUCGGCGCUCAAGGCGAGCAAGGCCGCCGUCCCGCCGGAGCUCGAGGCGCUCGGGGAGAGCUUCAAGGAGAAGCUGGCGGCGGGCAAGGCGCAGGCGGCGGGGUCCGGCUUCGGUGGCAAGGGCCUCGAGCGCCUCGAGACGGACCGCGAAAAGACGCUCAAGGCGCAGCGCAGCGCCUACGGCGAGGGCGGCGACGACGAGGUCAAGAUGGCCGACGGUACGGCGGGCGAGGCCGAGGCGCGCAAGGAGGCGGCUCGAGCCGCCGCGGCCGAUGCGGCGCAGCAGCAGCGCGAGCGCAAGCCAAAGGAUCCGGACGCCACCGACUACCACGCCAUUGUGCCGAUCAACGACUUCCCGCAGCGGGCGCGGUGGCGCGUGACCAACAAGGAGACGAUGGUGCACCUGAUCGAGUCGACGGGGGCGUCGAUCACCAACAAGGGCGUGUUUUACAAGGAGGGCACCGAGCCGCAGCCGGGCGACCCGCCCAAGCUGCAGCUGCUCAUCGAGAGCAACAACCAGGAGAUGGUGGAGCGCGCCGUGCUCGAGAUCCAGCGGCUGCUGGUCGAGGCGACCCAGGCCGCCAUGGAGGCCGAGGCGAGGAACCCUGGCAACGCUCCCGGGCGGUACUCGGUCGUGUAG
Molecule: messenger RNA, 2787 nt
Organism: Pseudozyma flocculosa PF-1
Lineage: Eukaryota; Fungi; Basidiomycota; Ustilaginomycetes; Ustilaginales; Ustilaginaceae
Exons: 3
Coding region: 1-2787 (928 amino acids)
Molecular function (GO): ATP binding; RNA binding; RNA helicase activity
Source: RefSeq, a predicted model, not a curated record